This is a messenger RNA of Rotaria sp. Silwood1, 687 nucleotides long. NCBI's taxonomy places the organism in Eukaryota, Metazoa, Rotifera, Eurotatoria, Philodinida, Philodinidae. The record is from the annotation of a GenBank genome assembly.
AUGAAAGAUCCAUUAAUGUUUGAUGAAGAACAAAGAGAUCAAUUGCAAUGUGAAAUGACUACUGAAUUACAAUCUCUACUACCACAUAUCUCAUUACUAACAGCAACUAUUUUAUUUAUUCGAUGUUAUAAUUUAUGUUCUCAACAGAUGACUAAUAUAAUCGUUAAAAAAUUUAGAAAUGAAUCACUUAACAAACAAAGUCAAAUUGAAGAAGCAGUAUUCAUUGCAUUGAGACAACUCAAAAAUUCAAAUCUUUCACAUUGUUUAUCAGAGUUUGCUAAACGACAAGACAAUUUAUCUGAUCUACUUCAAUUGAAUUCAACGAUAUUCUUUCACUAUUUUAAUAAAACAACAUCAUUCGAUUCAUCGAAUAAUAUUCUUCUAUCUUUGAUGUAUCUGUUUGAAUUAACUUUUGAUGCUGAAAUUCUCAGAAUGUAUGUAAAAGAUAAUCAGAAAAAUGAUAUUUUACCUUUGAAGGAACUAAAACAAUUUUGGAAUGAAUCAUCAAAAGAUAAGAAAAUUAUGACAUAUAAACUUGCAAUAUGGAUUACGAAUAAUUUGCAAAUGUUAAAUAAACAAGAUCUUUAUCAGAUUAUACAAGAUAUGUCUAAAUGUUCGACGAUCGAAAGAAAAGCUCUUACAGUGAUUGAGAAAUGGCUCGACUAUCAAGAUCGAUAUCAUAAAUGA